Messenger RNA from Phragmites australis (common reed), 1152 nucleotides. RefSeq names its product alpha-galactosidase-like. Lineage: Eukaryota; Viridiplantae; Streptophyta; Magnoliopsida; Poales; Poaceae. Gene Ontology annotation, molecular function: hydrolase activity, hydrolyzing O-glycosyl compounds. Bases 1 to 1152 code for a protein of 383 amino acids. Gene Ontology annotation, biological process: carbohydrate metabolic process. The transcript is spliced from 15 exons. The record is from RefSeq and is a predicted model, not a curated record.
AUGUCGGCAUUGGCGAUCCGUCCGGCGAGGUCACCGGCAGCGGUGGCGAGGAGAGCCGCUCUGGAGAAUGGCCUUGGCCGGACUCCCCAGAUGGGGUGGAAUAGUUGGAAUCACUUCGGCUGCAAAAUAAACGAAGAGAUGAUUCGACAAAUCGCUGAUGCUAUGGUGGGUACUGGCCUUGCAAAGCUUGGUUAUGACUAUAUCAACAUAGAUGAUUGUUGGGCAGCCAAUGACAGGGACUCUCAGGGUCAUCUAGUUCCAAAUCCAACAACAUUCCCAUCAGGAAUAACGGCCCUGGCAGACUAUGUGCAUGGAAAAGGGCUCAAGCUCGGAAUCUAUGGUGAUGCUGGGUCGCGAACUUGCAGCAAGUUGAUGCCCGGUUCGCUUGGAUAUGAAGAGCAAGACGCAAAAACAUUCGCAGCUUGGGGAGUUGACUAUUUGAAGUAUGACAACUGCAACAACCAGGGAAUCAGCCCGCAGCCAAGAUAUAACACGAUGAGCAAAGCGCUUCUGAAUUCUGGGAGGAGUAUUUUCUUCUCCCUUUGUGAAUGGGGUGUGGAUGACCCAGCAAAAUGGGCAAGUGGUGUAGGAAACAGUUGGAGAACAACUGGUGACAUCCAGGAUAAUUGGGCAAGCAUGACGGGCAUCGCCGACAACAACAACAAGUGGGCAUCAUAUGCAAGGCCUGGUGGAUGGAAUGACCCAGACAUGCUUGAAGUCGGAAACGGGGGAAUGACAACAGAGGAGUACCGCUCCCAUUUUAGCAUAUGGGCUCUAAUGAAGGCACCUCUAUUGAUUGGCUGCGACAUCCGCUCCAUGAGCAAAGAAACCAAGGACAUCCUCAGCAAUCAAAAUGUCAUUGCAGUUAACCAAGAUGAGCUUGGGGUACAAGGGCACAAAGUGCAACAAGAUGGAGACCAAGAAGUAUGGGCCGGUCCACUAAGUGGAGGUAGAGUUGCUGUGGUUUUAUGGAACAGAGGGUCUUCUGAAGCAUCCAUCACUGCUACCUGGAGCAGCAUUGGUUUUAAUUCAUCAACUGUCGCUGGUGCUCAUGAUCUUUGGACAGACGAGGUUUUAUCAUCAGUGCAAGGAGAAUUGAAGGAAUCAGUAGAUUCUCAUGCUUGCAAAAUGUAUGUGUUGAGCCCAAAAUAG